AUGUCAUCGUACUUCCAACUCACUCCCGACCUUAGCCCUGGCUCGGAGAAAUUACCUGAGGUCCAUGCUGGGUCUUCAGACGAGACUCUCGUGGCUGUGUGUGGUGUUGCCCUUCGAGCUCCUGGCGGGAUUCGGAACACUGCCGACUACUGGGACCUUCUCGUCAAUGGAAAGGACGCCAGGGGUCCGAUCCCACCUUCACGAUACAACAUUGAUGGCUUCGAUGACUCGCUGGGAGGAAGAGGGCCCAUUAAAACCAGAUUUGGAUACUUCCUCGAGGAUGAUAUUUCCCAAAUCGAUACGUCUUUUUUCUCCAUGUCCAGGAAGGAAGUCGAAAGAUGUGAUCCUCAACAGAGACUCCUGCUCGAGGUCACUCGAGAGGCAUUCGAAGAUGCAGGUGAGACCGACUACAGAGGGAAGACGAUCGCGAGCUUCGUGGGAACUUUCGGAGACGAUUUUGCUCAAAUGGCCGGGAAAGAGACACUUCACCCUCAGGGCGGACUUGGCUACGUCACGACGGGGCAUGCCGAAGCAAUCACUGCCGUAUAUCUGAAGCCACUAUCAGCAGCCAUCCGAGACGGCAACGCUAUCCGCGCCGUCAUAAGAGCGACAGGCUCAAACAGUGACGGCAAAGGUCAGGGGAUGAUGGCACCCAAUGGCGAGGCACAAGAAGCACUCAUGCGCAAGGUCUAUGGGGCUUGCGGUCUUGAUCCUGCCGAGACAGCUUUUGUUGAGUGCCACGGUACGGGAACGUUUACAGGAGAUCCAAUCGAGGUAGGUGCCGUUGGCAAUGUCUUUGCUGAAAAGGGCGUGUACGUCGGCUCGGUGAAACCAAACAUGGGCCAUUCCGAAGGCUCCUCCGGCCUCAACAGCUUGAUCAAGUGUGUCCUGGCAUUGGAGCACAAAAUAAUCCCACCAAACAUUAAGUUUAAUACUCCAAACCCAAAAAUUCCAUUUGCCGAGAAGAAGCUCAAGGUACCAAUGGUGCCGACUCCCUUUCCUGAGGAUCGCAAGGAAAGGAUCAGCAUCAACUCUUUCGGCAUUGGCGGUGCCAACGCUCACGUCAUCCUUGAAGCCUAUCACUCUUGCGGGCCAGCCUUGACACUGCCCAACGGCCAUCUCGGCAAUGACCAGGCUGAAGUCUCAAAGCCCGAGCUGCUGCUUGUCUCAGCCAACACGGCACUGUCCCUCAAGGAGCAGAUGAGGCGAAUCCAGGAUCUUGUGGUAUCCGGUUCUGCGCCAGAGAUAUAUGAUCUCGCCUACACCCUCAACGCGAGACGCGAGAAGUUGCCUCACCGUGCGUUCACGGUGGUUCAGGAUGGCGAAAUACUCGAAACAUCAAGUCUGGCCAAGGCACCGGCCAGAACGCAGGACGUGUACCUAAUUUUCAGCGGGCAAGGGGCCCAAUGGGCUGGUAUGGGCAAGGAAUUUGCCAUAUCGGACCCGUCUUUCAGACGGGAUAUCGAAAAAAUGGACGAGGUUCUUCGUCGACUCAAAAACCCGCCUGAGUGGAAUAUUAUGGCUAUCCAGGUCGCCCUCUUCAACAAGCUCUCGUCAGCCGGUGUCAGACCUGCAGCUGUCGUCGGCCACUCGAGCGGUGAGGUCGCAGCCGCAUAUGCCACCGGCGCCAUCUCGUUUGAGGCAGCGAUCAUCGCUGCAUACUACCGUGGCUUUGUCACCAAACAGCAGACGCUAGAGGGGGCUAUGGCGGCUGUUGGGCUGGGGCCACGAGAAGCUUCCGCAUACCUCGUCGACGGCGUGGUGGUUGCUUGCGAAAACAGCCCGACCAGCGUAACAAUAUCGGGUGACAAGGACAAGGUCGUCGAAGUCAUUUCCAAGGUGAAGUCAGAAUGUCCGGAUACGCUGGCCCGGCUAUUGAAGGUCGACAUGGCCUACCAUUCUCACUACAUGGUAGCAAUCGGCGAGGUAUACGCCAAGCUACUUGAAGAGGAGUUCGGGAAGCUGGAUUCCCCAUGGAAGGGCAAUGCAAUUGCAACUCUUGUCUCCAGCGUGACUGGCGAGGCAACAGACCCGACGUUCGUGUUUGGGCCAGGAUACUGGCAGGCAAACCUCGUAUCGCCAGUGCGGUUCUCCACGGCUGUGGCCAAGCUUCUCGACACCCAUCCCGACGGAGUUUUUGUAGAGAUCGGGCCUCACUCCGCCCUAGCCGGUCCUUUGCGCCAGAUCUGCACCCACGCCUCUCGGCCGUGCGAGUACGUGUCGCUUCUCACCCGCGGAGACGACGCUACCAAGACCUACCUGUCGGCAUCCGGCAAACUCUUCCAGCAUGGCGUUGACGUCAACUUCGCAGGCUUCUACCCCGGCGGCAAGGUCCUGACAGGAUUACCGACGUACGCCUGGGAUCACAGCGCAUCAUUUUGGUAUGAAAGCAGGAUCUCUCGCGCCUGGCGAACGAGGAAGUACGCCCACCACGCGCUGCUCGGAGCCAGGGUGCCCGAAUCGCCAGAUACUGCGCCCCAGUGGCGUAAUGUGCUGUACCUGGAGGACGAGCAAUGGAUCGCCGACCACAAAGUCAAGGACGACGUCGUCUUUCCAUUUGCAGGCUACGUCGCCAUGGCUGGUGAAGCUGUCCGGCAGAUGGCCGGCAUCGACGCCGGCUACAGCAUGAGACAUGUCGUGGCUCAUGCCGCCAUGGUCCUCACGCACGAAAAGGGCGUGGAGCUGAUCACGACACUGCGCCGCCAUGCUCUUACCGAUUCCGACGUCUCGGAGUGGUACGAGUUCAGUCUCUCGUCCUACAAUGGCGCUACCUGGACCAAGCAUGCCGAGGGCCAGGUGAAGGCAGUCGACCAGGAGCGCCCGAGUGGCUUGGUCCGGGAGGAGCGCCCCAGGAAGGUCAACAUCUCACGCUUCUACGACUACAUGGCAGACGUAGGUAUUGUGUUUGGCCCCGAGUUCCGUCGGCUGCAGAACGUAAGCUGCUCCACGACAGAGCCUCGCGCCUCCGCAGACCUGACCGCGCCCCCAAGCGAGCAGAGGAAGCCCUACGUGAUGCACCCGGUGGCAAUCGACGCGUGCUUCCAGCUUUGCCUCUUGUCGCAGGCCAGGGGCCUAGGGCGUAACUUCGACCGGCUGCUCAUGCCGACGCUCAUCGAGAGCCUGGAGAUCCGCCGGGGCGGUGACAAGAUGACCGCCGUCGCUUUCGGGGGCUUCGGCGACGAGAAGCCGGGCAUCGAAUGUGCCUCGGACGGAAAACGCACACUGUCGCUGUCUGGCUUCGAGCUGACUCCACUCGAUGAGGGCGAUGAGAUGGAAUACGAUCCUUACGCCGCAGCGCGGCUGGAGUGGCUCCCGGACUUUGACUUCGUCGACGUCGCGCCGCUGUUCAAGGCGCCGCCCACAAACAGAGAGAACCUGCAGCUGAUCGAGCAGCUGACACUCCUGUGCAUUAUCGACAGCGAAGAGAAGCUCCGGGGCCUGGAGCCUGCUGAGCCACAUUUUGAAAAGCUGCGGGCGUUCCUGGGCCGGGAGAUCCAGAAUGCCAGGGACGGCAAAAACCGUCUGGCUCAAGACUCGGCCAGCUUUCUCUCCCUGUCACAGGCAGACCGCGCGUCGAGAAUAGACCAGCUAUAUCAGUCGCUCUCUGGCAAGGCUAGGGCAGGUCUCACCGAAGGUCUCAAGCGGAUCAACGACAACAUCGCGAGCAUCUUCACGGGCAAAAUCGACACGAUCGAUGUCCUCAUGGAGGGCGGUGUACUGGCUGAGCUGUACAACGCCAUGUCUUUCGGAUAUAGUGACUUUGUGCGGCUGCUGUCGAGCACCAAACCAACACUGAGGAUCCUUGAGGUUGGUGCCGGCACAGGCGGUACUACUGAGCUCAUCCUUCGCGACCUGAUGCACGAGGGAGGUCUCCCCCGCUACUCGACCUACACAUUUACCGACGUGUCGGCGGGAUUCUUCCCGCAGGCCAGGGAGCGAUUCGCAUAUGCCCCCAACAUGGACUACAAGGUCUUUGAUAUCUCCAAGGACCCGCUCGGGCAGGAUUUCACCGAGGGUACCUACGACGUGAUCUUUGCGGCAAACGUUGUGCACGCCACAGCGUCUCUCAAGGAGACCUUGGGUAACCUCAACAAGCUUCUCCGACCGGGCGGUGCCCUCGUUCUGACCGAGAUCUGCACCGAGCUCCGCUCACCCACGUAUAUCUUCGGAAACUUUGUUGGCUGGUGGUUGGGUGAGGCUGACGGGCGGCCCUUUGCCCCCUACGUGCCUCCUGCCCGCUGGCAUGACGAGCUUCUCGCGUCAGGAUUCACAGGUGUCGAAAGUGCGGUAUACGACGAGGAAGCACCCUACAUGUGCUGUACCACCAUCUUUUCCAGGCGCCCUGUCGACGUGAAACCGCGAGGGACCAAUGUGUCUCUUCUGACGCUGGAGCCAGCGGGUGAAGUUGCAACAGGCCUCAAGUCCGCGUUGGAAGAAGCCAAAUACAGCGUGGGCGUCUUCAAACUGGGUGAGACCCUGCCGCGAGGCCAAGAUGUCCUUGUCACGGUCGACAUCGAGAAGAACUUCUUCGACAACAUCAACGAACCCGAUUUCUUGAACUUCCGCGAGUUGAUCCGCACGCAAGGCACCAACCAGAACCUUCUCUGGUUGACCAGCCCGGUGCAGAUCAAAUGCAAGGAUCCACGCUCGGCACAAGCUCUCGGGGCGGCCAGGACGGUGCGGACGGAGCUGGCGACUCCUUUCCAUACCCUGGAGAUCAGCAAGAGCGAGCCCGGAUUUGCAGACCUAGUCCUGAAGGUUUUUAAUAAGAUUCGUACCGAAGAGGACGAUGACAACCUUGUGUCGGACAAGGAGUUCGUUGUAGACAAUGGUUUAAUCUGCAUCGGUCGAUACCACCCCUUCUCAUUGACAGAUGAGCUCUCGCUCAAGAGUCUCGAGGGGCAGGAGACGAUCAAGUCACUGCGAGUGGGAAAGCCUGGGGAUAUCGAGUCUUUGUACUGGACAGAGCUCGCGUCACCCGCAGCGAUCCCCGCUGACGAGGUCGAGAUCGAGCCCAAGUCCAUCGGGCUCAACCUCCGCGACAUCCUGAUCGCCAUGGGGGUCAUCCCGCACAACGAGCUCGGGUUCGACGUGGCCGGAGUCAUCACGCGCGUCGGCGCCAACGUCGACGAGUUUAUGCCCGGCGACCGCGUCUUCGCGUUUUGCCCCGAGGGCUGCUUUGGCACGCGCGCCCUGCUCAACCGCUAUCACGUGGCCAAGAUCCCCAAAGGCCUCGACUUCGAGGGCGCCGCGUCGGUGCCUGUCGUGUUUGCCACCACCAUCCAUGGCCUGAUCAACAUCGCCAACCUCAGCAAGGGCCAGAGCGUGCUGAUCCACGCUGCGUGCGGUGGCCUCGGCCUCUCCGCCAUCCAGGUGUGUAAGAUGGUAGGCGCUGAGAUAUAUGCCACCUGCGGCAGUCAGGACAAGGUCGACUUCCUCGUGAGCGAGCAGGGGAUCCCCCGAGACCACAUAUUCUACUCCCGCGACGAGAGCUUCUUCGCGGACGUCAUGGCGGCGACCGACGGCCGCGGCGUCGACAUCGUCAUCAACUCGCUGUCCGGCAGCCUGCUGCAUGCCUCAUGGAGGUGUGUGGCCGAGUUUGGCACCAUGCUCGAGAUCGGCAAGCGCGACAUGCUCGGCCACGGGAAGCUCGACCUCAACCCGUUCCUCGGCAACCGCCGGUUUGUCUGCUUCGAGGGCGUCGAGAUGGCGCGGAAGCGCCCGCAGGAGUUCGGGCGCGUGCUGCACCAGUUCAGCGAUUUCUACGAGAAGGGGCUGCUGGGCCCAAUCGAGCCGCGCAAGCACUACCAGUCGACCGACGUCGUGAGCGCGUUCCGCCACCUGCAACACGGCAGUCACAUCGGCAAGGUUGUUGUCUCCAUGACCGGCGCCGAGGCGCAGCUCAAGGCCGAGCCGUCGGCCAAGGCGCUCGAGUUUGACCCGGACGCUACCUACCUAUUGACAGGUGGCCUCGGCGGCCUGGGAAAGUCCAUGUCGACAUGGAUGAUCGAGCGCGGCGCCCGCUCGCUGACAUUCCUGUCCCGCAGUUCAGGUGUGAGCGAGGACAGCAAGCAGGCUAUCGAGGAGCUGGAGUCGCUGGGCGCGGAGGUCCAUGCCGUGGCGGGUGGCGUCGAGAAUCUCGAGGAUGUCGAGGCUGCCGUGCGUGCGUCAGAGAAGCCAAUCAAGGGCGUCUUCCACCUCGCGAUGGUGCUCCGAGACAGCCCCAUGGUCGACAUGACCUGGUCCCAGUGGGAUGAGGUCAAGAGGGUGAAGAUCGAUGGUGCGUGGAACCUCCACAACACGCUCAAGGACCAGCCCCUCGACUUCUUCUGGCUCGCCAGUUCAGUUGUGACUGUCGUCGACCAGCCGGGGCAGGGGAACUACAGCGCCGCAAGCACUUACAUCGAGGCCUUCGCACAAUACCGCCGCGGACUGGGGCUGCCUGCCUCGGUGCUCAACAUCUGCCCGGUCAAGGGGGUGGGAUUCGUGGCGGACAAUGCACAAGCCAUGCGCAACACCAAGGCUCAGGGCAUAUACUUCCUCGGCGAGAGGGAGUACCUCGACUAUGUCGAGCACACCAUCCUGAGCAACAAGCCAGACCGGAAGGCCGUCGAUAGUGGCGCCCCCUCCAGCCAGCCGCCGCUGGCAUGGAAGGACGACGGCCAGGUAAUCAUGGGCCUGCGCUCUGAGCUGCACCUGGAGGACCCCAACAACCGCUGCAACUGGCGUCGCGACCGCCGCAUGGGAAGCUAUCACAACAUCCGCAGUGGCCAGGCAGGCACCGGCGCAGGCGACGACUCUGGAGCGCUCAAGGCGCUCCUGGCCAGGGCGGCCGAGGAGCCCGAGGUCCUCGCCGACAGGGCCAACAUCGAGUUCCUGGCACACGAGAUCGGCGUCAAGGUGUACGACUUCAUGCUGAAGCCCGGCGAGAACGUGGACACCAGCCUGAGCCUGAAGCAGAUAGGCCUCGACUCUCUGAUGGCCACUGAACUGAGGAGGUGGUUCAGGCAGUUGCUGGGGCUGCAGAUCAGUGUCUUGGAGAUUAUGGGGACGGGUUCUUUGAUCCAGCUGGCCGAGUUGACGUCGACGGCUCUGAAGAACAAGUAUGCCAGCGCCUCGUAG
Molecule: messenger RNA, 7122 nt
Organism: Diaporthe citri
Lineage: Eukaryota; Fungi; Ascomycota; Sordariomycetes; Diaporthales; Diaporthaceae
Exons: 8
Coding region: 1-7122 (2373 amino acids)
Biological process (GO): fatty acid biosynthetic process; secondary metabolite biosynthetic process
Molecular function (GO): fatty acid synthase activity; oxidoreductase activity; phosphopantetheine binding
Source: RefSeq, a predicted model, not a curated record